AUGAUCAAAUCGUCGACUCCUGUAAGUACUAUUUCCUCUGUGGACAUACAUAACACAACAACUACAUCAAAUGCUGUUCAAAGUGGUCCAUGUACAAAAGCUCAGUGUAAACUAUUACUGUUUUUCUUUCUUGAUAAUAUGAAGAUCGAUUUGAAUUUUUCCUUGUUAGUUCAAAAUACCAUGGAAGGUUCGCGUAGCGUUAAAAACGCUAAAGAAGUUGAACAACUACUUCGUGAUUAUCCAGCUGCAUUGAAACUCUAUCGAACAGGAAAAUAUAAAGUCAAAGUAAAAUAUGAAGCUGAUGUUGAGCGUGUUAUGCUCGUUGAAAAACGAUCAACAAAAGUCGUGUCGAAUAAUGAAACAAAAACAAAUGGUGCUCAACAAAAUUAUCAAUCUCGUCCUACUUUAUCAACAGAUUCGGAGAGAAGAAAACAAGAAAUUUUAACAGAAAAAGAUUCCGAACGAUCACGUAAUCGUGCUGAAUCGCAAGAUCAUACUGUACCAGUAACAUCUGCGACAGAUAAUAGUUCUUCAGUUAAGGCAACAACCUCAUCAAUGCCUACGAUCGUUAAUACUCAGCCUAAAACUGAUCUUCAUUCAGCAGCAUCCAAAGAUCAGAAAAUUCCAGAACCAUCAUAA
Rotaria socialis is the source of this 639-nucleotide messenger RNA. Lineage: Eukaryota; Metazoa; Rotifera; Eurotatoria; Philodinida; Philodinidae. The record is from the annotation of a GenBank genome assembly.